AUGACGACUCCAUCUUCACUUCGAGACCUUUACAUUGAUCCUUCCAGUGCUUGGUCUUUUCUUCCUCCACAACUAAACACGGCCGUUUCUCCACCAUCUCCUGCUCCAGUCUACCAAUGGUCAGCUAGACCAUCCCACAACUCCAUUCUUGACCUAUCUCCUUCCCUCAACCUCUCGGAACCUUCGGGAAUUAAUGCCUCUCAACUUCUCAAGGCGUUUGCUGCUUCAGCUGUCCUUCAGUACACCAGCACAGCCAUUGUCAUGCCAUGGGAGGUAGGCAAGCUUCUCUUGCAAGUCCAAUGGGUGCCGCGAGAUGCCGGCGACCCCGAACCGGUGAAUGUGUCCGUCGUUGACGAAGAUCAUGACGAUGCGCUGAGUGAUUCGUCAAAUGACAAUGACUCUUACUUUGCCGACCCAAGUGCGAGCCCGUCAACAUACCACCGCAGCACAAGAGCAAAGACUGACGAGCAGGGUUACGUCAUUCGUCGAUCUGUACUGGAAGAAGGAACUCGACCAGAGUACAUCAUUCCAGUGGGAAGUGCAGAUGGCGUGUGGGGCAUGAUAAAGCGCGUCGGUCGAUUCAGAGGAGAAGGCUGGUUGGCAUUGUGGAAAGGACUCCUGACGUCCUGUGUGACAGAGGUACUCUCCUCAACACUACAACCUCUUAUCAACAGCCUUUUGCAGUCGAUCUUUUUCCCUUCAAUGUCCCCUUUCCAACAACCGCCAAUUCUUCUACCCGUAACCUCUCAUCUUAUAACGGGCUUCCUUCUCUCCCCACUUGACCUUAUCCGGACACGCCUAAUUGUGCAAUCGUUUACAGGGCGCUACAAAUCAUACAGUGGCCCCAUUGAUGCUUUUAGGCAGAUUUUACGUGAGGAAGGAGGGAUAAAAGGCAUCUAUCUCCAUCCACAUCUUCUCAUUCCAACACUCCUAGACAACACGCUGCGGCCCAUUGUGUCGCUCGCUUUGCCUAGUAUUAUCGCGUCGCACUUCGGUGGAACCCACAUUACCGAGGAUACUCACCCCAUUGUUUGGGGCAUAGCAGAGGUUUGCGGCAGUUGCAUCGGGCUCCUUGUUACUCUUCCCAUCGAGACUAUCCGUCGACGACUGCAAGUUCAAGUCCGUGGGUCAGCGAAACCACUCAAGGCAUGUGUUGAGCUUCGGCCACAGCCCUACAACGGAGUUGUGGACACCUUGUGGCAUAUUCUAACAGAAGAACGAUCUGACCUUCCUAUCACACGGUCACUACGACGAAGAAGGAUGAGCACCUCAAAGGGCAAGGGAAAAGAAGAAGAGGAAGAGGAAGAAGAAGAAGAAGAACACGAUGGCGACAGCUGGCUUCGAAACACAGGGAUUGGGCAGUUGUAUCGUGGAUUGGGUAUGAGAUUGACGGCGAGUGUGAUUGUCUUUUUGUUGGCACUGAUAGGAGGUGGAGAGGAAACGGAUGGAGGUUGGGCUGAAAUAUAACGAUAAAUAUUUAAUUUAGAUUCGGGAAAUGCCGAACCACAUGACGUCAGA
Molecule: messenger RNA, 1518 nt
Organism: Laccaria bicolor S238N-H82
Lineage: Eukaryota; Fungi; Basidiomycota; Agaricomycetes; Agaricales; Hydnangiaceae
Exons: 3
Coding region: 1-1467 (488 amino acids)
Source: RefSeq, a predicted model, not a curated record